AUGCUCUCUCUACUUUCCCUGAUUAUCGCAUCAGGGACUGUUUUACGAGCUGACACAGAGGUAAGUCAAAAAUAAAUAAAAUGAAGUAAAGUGUAAAGUGACACAGAUGUGACUUUAGAAGUAAAGUGCAAAACAAGGGCUGUGAUCUUUGUCUACCAUGUUUUCUUUUUCAUUACAUAUGCGGUUUUCGCCAAAUUUCCGUCGUGGCCGUCCUUCCCAGAACACGUCAUCUCUGUCCUCUUUAGCGAACAGCGAAACAGUACUUGAGACUCGAGAAUCGAGAACACCAUUUUUUCCGCAUUUCAAAAAUUGCUCAAAUUAUUUACUGAUCCGAUCAGAAAAUUUUUCGGACUCGCAACCGUACUUGUACAAACACGAUCAAGUAACCGCGGGGCUAUCAAGAACACAACGAAACAGAUCAGUGACACGGCUAUCUUUACCCCCUCGAAAGUCGCAAAACGCGAGGCACACUGGCUAUCUGUGAAGAUUGUUUGAAAACAAAACGAACGCAGCAGCUCACUUAUCAAGUGGCUCAUUCUCAUUCUCGAGCAGAGAAUAUACACAUUUUGCGUGACUGACCAGCACCAGUGAACCAUAGUGAAACGAUGUUUUGUGCAUGUGGAAAAGCACUAAAAACAGUUGUAGUGCUUCUGAUCAUUAUGGGGCUGAACUUCUUAUCAAUUUUCUGGCUCCCGGAAAGUAAUUGGCUAUAAAAUGUUUGCAUAAACAGUUUGUUCGAAUGUUUGCCAGUCAUUCUGCUCAUAUGAUCUCAAAUCUCGAAAUCGAAAUGAGGAAAUGACGAAAGACGCUUUUUUUUUCAGCUUUGGGAGCCGCUCACUUAUCCUGAUCCCAGAACCAAUUCGACAGAAUGCAAUGUACCUCACGAGGGAACACUUUGUGAUCCGGAUCACAUAUUGACCGACACGUGGCGGCAAACAAUACUAGAUAAUGUGGAACAGCACAUGGCCAGUACGUGGCAUUCACUCGCUUUUGUUGACUCGCGAAUUGAAAAGUGAAUUUGCAGAACUACAAGACGCAAAGAUCCAUUACACGGAAGAUGCAAGCCCGGAAUGCCUCUCGAAUAGCACUGAACCGGUUCAGAUUUUUAUUAUUCUGGCAAAAAGAAUUCAUACUGCGAGCAACCAGAGCAUAACCAGCAAUGAUUUGGUAUGUAGAUGAGUUCUCUCAUGUUUUCAUUAAACAACAAAUAUUUUCAGACUCAAUUCGGGCAUGGAAUCAGGGAAGCAUUUGGUUUGGACAGCAUGCCAUGCAAAAACUAUGCGCUGGUUCUUGGUGUGGAAUUGGCGAAACAGAUUUACGUUUGGGUUAGUUCAAGCUUACAUUUUCUUCUCAAAAUACAAAAGUUCUCAGACUGGAUCUGAUCUUGCCAUCCCAAAAGAGGCGCUUGAUAACUCCUUGGCUCAGUACAAGAACUUGUUCACUGAGAGAAAUUACAUGGAGGGUCUGAAUAAGAUCGUGGACGAGAUCAGCUCCCUCAUUAUGGAUCCGUACAAGGAGUACUCAACUACCAUGGUUCCAGAGGAAACCACCGAAGAUGCAUCUGGAACGACUCUUGAGACUGCUAGUCCAUCGAACCAAACGGAAACUGUCAUUCCAGCGUGAGUCCCACUAGUUCAACACAAACAAAUAUUAUCCAUUUAGCUGGAUGUACUCUGUCAUCACCAUCUGCGUUUGUAUCACAGUCCUCACUGUCAUUUUCUUCGUGUUCUUCUUCCUGAAAUACUUCAGAAAUCGCUCUAAAUCCGCUCAAAUCUAUUCAUCGGAAACGAAUCCAAAGUCUGGCGCCAUGUAUGUUCCAGUAUCGCUUGUUCGUAAAUAAUUAUAAAAACAAAUUUAGCGUUAUUCAAAAACAUGAUGCUAAUGAUAAUUAUCAAUUGGAACGUGGCAUUAUCAUGAAUAGAAGACCAAGCAUUGACUCAGAGAACAGUCAUCAGCCGAAGAGUGAGCACAGUGAAUGUACGGCCGAUGGGAGGUUUGUUUCAAAAAAAAAAAGAGUAGUUAGAGUGAUGUCUACUGUUUCAGCUCAAUACUGAGCAUGGAUAAUCUGCACGACACUCAAACACAGUCUUCUGAGCAGAACUUUUUUGCAAUUUGCCAUCAAGACAGUUUGAACAAUACUGGAAAAGUAUGUACUCAGUCCCUUGCCUCCUUCCGAAAAUUCCUUUGAUCGAAAAAUGAACUGGUCAUCGCCUUUUUCUCUUCUUUUCACGACCUCUUCAUGAAAUUGGGUUUUGAUGCUAUCUAAUAGACGGUCGUUAAAGAAGAUGAACGGCUUCCAUUACCCGAUGAUUGGUUGAACAAUUUGAAAAGAAAGAAGGGGGUUUAGGGCUACUGUAAUGGACUGGCUGAAUGGCUUUUGUAUGAACCAACCAGAAAUCAUUGCAGGUAACAUUGAACGACGGAGAGUUGUCGACGGAUCGAGUCAUCGCCAGACGGAACAGUGAUAUGCGCCUUGCUCCGCCGAUAGUUGAGGACCAAUUCUCUUCAUUGUGA
This is a messenger RNA of Caenorhabditis sp. 36 PRJEB53466, 2514 nucleotides long. Lineage: Eukaryota; Metazoa; Nematoda; Chromadorea; Rhabditida; Rhabditidae. The record is from the annotation of a GenBank genome assembly.